GUCAACAUGAGUUUGAGCGAAUACAUAACGAACUGUGACGAUAUGGAGGAAAAACUGAGCGCUACUGAGUUUAUCAAAACUCUAAAAGUGGUAAAUAAUAUCCUUUUAUUCAGAACAAUUUUUCACAUUUGUCACUCUAGAGUUAGUGGCAGCGAAUUGCUCGUGAAGAUGCGGGGCCGUUUCCAGCACCGUGCCACGGAACCCGUAUUCCAUACUCUGCCCACUGCUUCAGAGGUGAGGUAUGUCCUAAAGAAUCGCUUGUAUUUAUUUAGCAUCGCCGGUGUCGAACAACGCUCAUCUUCCGGCGAUCGCGGAUCAGAAAACGCACUGACAAUGCCACAAAUCGAGUCGUUGGUGCACACAAGACGAACUGAUUCCGCACCGAUUAUUCCACGGUCACUGCAUAGUAAAUACGUGAAAAACUUCUCGUCCAAUAGUGAUCUAUCCCAGUUGUAA
Molecule: messenger RNA, 456 nt
Organism: Angiostrongylus costaricensis
Lineage: Eukaryota; Metazoa; Nematoda; Chromadorea; Rhabditida; Metastrongylidae
Source: the annotation of a GenBank genome assembly